Messenger RNA from Cladocopium goreaui, 3801 nucleotides. The record is from the annotation of a GenBank genome assembly. Lineage: Eukaryota; Dinophyceae; Suessiales; Symbiodiniaceae.
AUGACAAGGCUUCCUCAAUUCCAGGGUCGGAACCUGAGGUUGCUGGCAAUCGUGGUGCUGGUGACUGCUGCCGUGCUCGUGACCUUGGCCUUUGAAGGCAUCGGCGAUAUUUUGCAGCACUUCCUGCACUAUGCAUGGAUGCACUGGAGCAAAUGGUACGAUCCAGCGACCUUCAAACCCAUCGGGAAGUGGUACGCAUGGAUUUUGCACAUACGAGACCUUCAGCUGAUUCACGGCUUCCAUGUGAUCCUUGCCGCUUGGAGAGCCAAAAACUUGAGGGACAGCCUGGUGUUGCUUCACAUGUUCGAGAUCCUGGCGAAGACUGCCCUGGAGGUGACAGGAUUGCAACGGCCUUGGAAUGGUUUCGAGCACUUAGGAGCUGUGGCCGGAGAUGGCCAGCGACGCGAGGAUGGCUUUGUAAGAAUCAACUUCUACGUAUCAAACGAUACCUACAACGUGGUGAGUACAAGGUCAGUGCCAGUCCGCGCCUUCACUCAGAAGAAUAUGCAUCCCUUUGAAGGGGACAACAUCUGUUUGAACAUCCUGGACUGGCGCUCCGUGCUGUGGAUUGAUGUAAUGUAUCAGCCCACCACCGGAGCACACACGCAACGUGUGGCUGGUGCGAUUUGGGAUCCUUGGAGCCGAAAGUUGCUGCAGAAGUGCUUUGAAAACGCUGAGUUGUGCGAUCCGCACAUCGGCACGGACCAUGGUCUUACAAGUGGUGGCAAGAUGAAGUUGUGGGACUUCCAGGAUCUGGUCGACACAGAUGGAACUCCAAAAGAUGGCCACUACAUUGAGCAGAGGGUCAACUUGACCCCAAACAACGGGCUGUUGAGUCUUCAGAUGACUCACUUGGGUCCAAAGCAGGUCCUGGAUGAACGGGACGACCCAAGCGAUCAACCAAGCAAAGAGCUCUUCCUUGGCGACACCUAUCCCAGCCCCACAGGUGUGGAUUAUGUGCCCGGGCGGCGUGCUGGCAAGCAACAUCAGGUGGGCAUGCCACCACUGGUGCGAGGAUGUGGCCUAUGUGUGGAUGCUGAAGAGGUUCUUCAGCACCAGUUGGAAUCAGGAGCUGAUGUCAAUGAAACCAACUCCAUGGGCGAGACGCCGCUGUUGUCCUUGUUGAGAGCUGGGCCACAGCUGUCACUGGUGAAGCAACUCCUGGUAGCCAGGGCUGAUGUGAAUUCGAGUGACAUGAUGGGGGAGACCCCCUUGAUGGAGGCAGCAUGUUUGGGAGAUGAGCCCUUGAGUCUCCUGCUGCUAGAGUCAAGGGCGAAUCCGGAACAGCGUAAUUUGCAAAACCAGCGGGCCGAAGACCUUGCCAAAGCUGCAAACUUCCCUGAUCUCGCCAAGCUUCUAGGCAGCUCCCACUGGCUGGAAAAACUCGCCACGGCGCCUGCGCCUGAACCUGAGCGCCGUAGCGCUCCUAACGGCCACGCGCCGCGCGGCCGUGGGCCGCCGGCGCUGCGGCAACGCUGCGAGGAAAAGGAGGUGCCGCUGAAACUCCUGGGGCAGCUGGCGGCAGCCGACCUGCUAAAAGAGAUGGAUCGGUGGCAGCAACUGCCACUGGAAGAGCUUUGUUCGGAAUGUGAAGAGCAGGGAGUUGGGUGCGAAGGUGAUCUGCAAGCACUUGAAAGAGAAGAGCUGGAAGUCAGACUGAAGUUGCUGCGGAUUUGGCGCUUGUUGCCUUUACAAGCAUUGCAAGAUGAAUGUCGUGACAAGGCUUCCCGUGUGGUACAGCAAAUGUCAUCCGACAACGGGACCGUCCUGACCAGGGACGAACUGACGGAGGCGCUCUGCGUGGCAACUUGGGGUGGGCUCACCAAGAGCCAGCUCAUCAGCAAGAGGUGUGCAGAGCGAGGCAUUCCAGAUGAUAAGCUUCAAGACCGUUCUCGCGCACAGCACGUUUUGCAAGAAUUUGAGCGUUUGGAGCAGCUUCCCUAUGCAGAGCUGGCUGCCCUGUACAAAAGUCGUGGUUUCGCCUAUGUGGAUCAACUUGAUCGAGAGAGCUUGGUCAAGGGCCUCAAAGAGUACGUGCUGUAUCAGGAGAUGUCCCUCUCCCAUCUUCGCAGCGUUUGCAAGGAGAAGGACCUAGCUAUGAAAGGCGAACAUCGCCGGGCGGAUUUGUUGAAGCUGCUGGUGGCUGAGAGCUGGCACACCUAUGACAUUCCCGUGCUGAAGCUGCCGAACCUUUUGGUGGCGCAAGGCCUAUUGGAUCAAAUUCAGGGCUUCUCCAAGAAAGACGAAGCACAGCUGCGGGUCAAGCUACGACGCUGUCAGCUGCCAGUGGAGAAAAGCGCUUCGGUCUCCAAGCUGCUCAGCAGAUUGCGGAGGCAUCUGGUCUGGGCCCAGAUGAGUGUGGAAGAUUUGGAGGAGGAGUGCCGCAGUCAUGACUUGCACUGGACCUCAGUAGAGCAAGCGGAACAUCGCCGGCAGAUGGUUGGCAUGGUGCAUGCCAGCAGCUCUCACAAGAAGGAGUUGCUGCAGUUGCUGCACGACUGGCUGUCGGUGGAAAUGUUGGAAUCCAAAGGGAUCUCAGUGAAGUUGUUGGGACGGGAGGCUGCCCUGGCGAUUUUCAUGGAGGUGGAAAGACUCGAGUCAAUGCCAAGAUCCUUCUUGGAGGAGGAAUAUGCCAUGCUGGGCAUGCCCAAUGAACCGAAGCUGGACAACAACGAGUUGAUCAGCCGAUUGAAGCAGGUGCUGAUGUGGUCGCAGUUGGAGGUCGAUCAGUUGCUGGAACAGUGCCAAGAUCGACAGCUGCAGGUGCAGCACACACUGAAGCUCUGUGAGGAGGAGAAACGACAGAUCUUUCUGGAUAAGUUGAUCAUGAGUCUGGGCGUGGAUGGUUGGGAGAAGCAGGGCAUCCCGGUGUCGCGGCUCAGCAGUUUGGACUGCGCGCUGAAUAUCGUGGAGGAGCUGAAUCGCUUAGAGGAGGCCACCGACAAAGAGGUGAAAGACAUGUACAAGUUGUUGGGCCUUCCAAAGGAAGCUGGAGUGGACCGAACUGCCAUGAUCAGUCGGCUGAAGCAUUACCUGAUUUGGCAGGAUCUGAGGCCAUCUGAAUUGCGGAAAGAGUGCCUGAAACACAACCUAUCUGCCGCUGGAAGUAUUGAGGAACUCAUCACGAAGCUGUUGCUGAAAACCUGUGGCUUUGUUGUGGAGGAGCCACAGACCAUCCCAGACUGGGGCUUUCAACCUCCGCCUCGACAAGAGAAGAAGACACCAGCUCCAACGCCCAAUGGCAAAGUGGCCGCCGCAUUUUAUCAAUUGGGUCUGGACGUUACAGCAAGACAAGAUGAGGUUCGAAGAGCAUACCGAAGGCUGGCUUUGCAACAUCAUCCUGACAAGAACCCUCACCUUCAGGAGGAAGCGGCCAAAAAGUUUCAGCAGAUCACAAGUGCGUACGAGACCAUCAUGGCUCACUUGAAGCUGGUACAGAAGACCCACAGCGGACCUGUCAUUGGGAUGGUCUCCAAAGUCUCAGGAUAUUGGACCCUGGACAAACGUGGCAUUGGAGGAGUUGAGCUGCAGAUGGUCCAUGAAGUCCCCAAGAGGUAUGGAACCAACUCAGGAAAGCAUCAGGAGCAUGAUUUGCAGAGUUCCGAGUGGAUUGUGGCGGUUCAUCAGCAGCAGCAGGAGGAUUUCCCCACCCACUUUGGAAAAGCUUUGGCGUUCUUCACUUCUGCAGGUCAUGUGAAGGUUCUCACAACACCAGGUGUUGGGAUGCUCAGCUGUGGAGAUCCUCAAUGGACAAGCCUGGAAAGGCUUAGAAUCGAAAGGCCUAGAAUCAGGAUGCUCUAG